GCCUGUGACUUCACGUAAUUGGAAGAUCAGGCGCGAAGCUGGUUUGAACUGGAUGCUGGGAUUCCACUUCCUCUUUCUGCACAACGCCAUUUUAACGCAAUAGAGGUGCAUCAGAAACAUGGCUACACAACAACAGGGCACAGAUGAACCAACCUUCAAACUGGUUUUGGUGGGUGAUGGAGGUGUAGGUAAAACCACAUUUGUAAAAAGGCAUCUGACAGGAGAAUUUGAAAAGAAAUAUGUAGCCACUUUAGGUGUAGAAGUCCAUCCUUUAUUAUUUCAUACAAACAGAGGACCCAUCAAAUUCAAUGUUUGGGACACAGCUGGUCAGGAGAAAUUUGGAGGAUUAAGAGAUGGAUAUUAUAUUCAAGGUCAGUGCGCAAUCAUCAUGUUUGACGUAACAGCUCGUGUAACAUACAAAAAUGUCCCCAACUGGCAUCGAGAUCUUGUCAGGGUUUGUGAAAACAUCCCAAUGGUACUCUGUGGUAACAAAGUAGACAUCAAAGACAGAAAAGUUAAAGCAAAAGCAAUUGUUUUUCACAGAAAGAAGAAUAUCCAGUACUAUGAUAUCAGUGCAAAAAGCAACUACAACUUUGAAAAGCCUUUCCUGUACCUAGCUAGAAAGCUUGUGGGAGAUCCCAACUUAGAGUUUGUUGCCAUGCCAGCUUUACAACCUCCAGAGGUAACAAUGGAUCCAUCAAUUGCCAAACAAUAUGAGAGGGAACUAGAGAUGGCUCAAGCAACUGCUCUCCCUGAAGAUGAUGAGGAUAUAUAAACCAUAGCUGAUAGUUGCUGAGUGCUUGUGUUAGUGUGGAGUGAAGACCAGGAUUGGCCACUGAAUGCAUAGUGAUCAUUAACAUCAUUUUUAUUGGACGGUCUGUUGUAUAGAAGUGCUGUUAUUGACUGCUACCUAUUGUGAAACCUUCAGAUAUUGACUGAGGCAGCAGUUGAUCUUUGCAUUGCAGGGGUCAGUCGAUGGUGUCGAGGCCUGGAGCUCCCCAGCCAUUCUCAUCAGUUUGCUAUAUUAUCUUCUAUUGUUUCAUCAGUGAUCUGUCUCUUUGAGCACUGAUCAAAACACAUCUUCAUUCUUUAUAAACUGGAGAGCUUUAUAUCAGAACAAUAAAUUUGUAACUGCUUUAAUGUCUGUGACAUUAGACCUGCUACUAAGAACUAUCAUGUCUAUGAAGUGUGGGGUGAUAGCAAGUGCAUUGCUGUCAAUAAAGAAUUCAUUCAAAAUGUUUAUUUACCUCAAGUUUGUACAUAAAAGUAUGAGAGUUUGCACUUAAUGCAAAAGUGUAUAUGACGUUUUAAAAGCAGCAGUUGAUUAAAUGGGAAUUAUCAGUCUUAAACAUAUUUCUAAGGUAAUAUAUUCAAGUUCUAUAAAAACCAAAUGUGUGGGAAAAGAAUAUUUAGUCUGUGCAUAAAUGCUACUAGUAUAGGUGCAUUCCUGAAGUUGGUCUGAAUUACAUGUUGCUACAGAAGUUGGUAGGUUUUACUGAAAAGGUGAAAGUUGGACGUUUAACAACAGAUAAAUGUCGGUUGUGUAAAUGCGUAAACAGUACAUGUUAUUUAUCUUCACGUUAUGCUCAAAAUUGGGAGGGAUUUUUGAUCUACCCUGAUGUUGGGUUGUUUGGCAAACACUGCUUCUAAAAAUUUAUCUGAGCAGCUACACUUCAGAAUUUGUUAAUAAAAUUGAAAUUGAAAGUGUG
Messenger RNA from Lingula anatina, 1709 nucleotides. Its product is annotated as GTP-binding nuclear protein Ran. The record is from RefSeq and is a predicted model, not a curated record. Gene Ontology annotation, molecular function: GTP binding; GTPase activity. NCBI's taxonomy places the organism in Eukaryota, Metazoa, Brachiopoda, Lingulata, Lingulida, Lingulidae. Gene Ontology annotation, cellular component: cytoplasm; nucleus. Gene Ontology annotation, biological process: ribosomal subunit export from nucleus; protein import into nucleus.